Messenger RNA from Drosophila rhopaloa, 1517 nucleotides. RefSeq names its product gustatory and odorant receptor 63a (gene Gr63a). Gene Ontology annotation, cellular component: dendrite; axon; neuronal cell body. The transcript has 3 exons. The record is from RefSeq and is a predicted model, not a curated record. The coding region runs from base 48 to 1517 and encodes 489 amino acids. Gene Ontology annotation, biological process: sensory perception of taste. NCBI's taxonomy places the organism in Eukaryota, Metazoa, Arthropoda, Insecta, Diptera, Drosophilidae. Gene Ontology annotation, molecular function: sweet taste receptor activity.
GUUUUAAAAGGCCGUGAAAAGGAAAUUCCGGACACUGUCUCUCCGGAAUGGCCAACUACUAUCGACGCAAGAAAGCCGACGCGGUGUUCCUCAACGCCAAGCCUUUGAAUAGUGCCAAUGCCCAGGCAUAUUUGUACGGGGUUCGGAAGUACUCCAUUGGAUUGGCGGAGCGCUUGGAUGCGGACUACGAGGCUCCUCCGUUGGACAGGAAAAAGAGCUCGGACAGCACGGCCUCUAAUAAUCCGGAGUUUACGCCGAGUGUUUUCUAUAGGAACAUAGCUCCUGUCAACUGGUUCUUAAGGAUUAUCGGAGUAUUACCCAUCGUUCGACGUGGUCCUGCGCGUGCCAAGUUCGAAAUUAACUCCGCAUCGUUUAUUUACUCAGUGGUUUUCUUUGUGCUCUUGGCGUGCUAUGUAGGCUACGUGGCCAACAACCGCAUCCACAUUGUGCGAUCCCUGAGUGGACCCUUCGAGGAGGCGGUGAUUGCCUACCUGUUCCUGGUCAACAUCCUGCCCAUAAUGAUCAUACCCAUCCUGUGGUAUGAGGCCAGGAAAAUAGCUAAGCUCUUUAACGAUUGGGAUGACUUUGAGGUGCUGUACUACCAGAUAUCCGGCCAUAGUUUGCCAUUGAAACUGCGACAGAAGGCGCUUUACAUAGCCACCGUGCUGCCGAUCUUGUCGGUUUUAUCGGUCGUCAUUACCCACAUCACCAUGUCGGAUCUGAACAUCAAUCAGGUGGUGCCCUACUGCAUCCUGGACAACUUGACUGCCAUGUUGGGUGCCUGGUGGUUCCUGAUUUGCGAGGCCAUGAGCAACACGGCUCAUCUUUUGGCGGAGAGGUUCCAGAAGGCCCUGAAACACAUUGGACCCGCUGCCAUGGUAGCGGACUAUCGGGUCUUGUGGCUUCGGUUGAGUAAACUAACCCGGGAUACUGGAAACGCCAUGUGCUACACCUUUGUAUUCAUGAGCCUGUACCUGUUCUUCAUCAUUACUCUGUCGAUUUACGGACUAAUGUCUCAGCUCUCUGAGGGAUUCGGCAUCAAGGAUAUAGGACUGACCAUAACAGCACUGUGGAACAUUGGGUUACUCUUUUACAUCUGCGAUGAGGCCCAUUAUGCCUCGGUAAAUGUGCGGACCAAUUUCCAGAAGAAACUACUGAUGGUGGAGUUGAAUUGGAUGAACUCGGACGCCCAGACGGAGAUCAAUAUGUUUUUGCGGGCCACCGAGAUGAAUCCCUCGACCAUCAAUUGUGGUGGCUUCUUCGACGUGAACCGGAGUCUCUUCAAAGGACUUCUGACCACCAUGGUCACCUAUUUGGUGGUCUUGCUGCAGUUUCAGAUCAGCAUUCCCACUGACAAGGGGGAUUCCGAGGGAGCUACCAAUAUUACUGUGGUGGACUUUGUGAUGGACAGUCUGGAUAAUGACAUGAGCCUGAUGGGGAGCACCACUGCGAGCAGCACCACUGCAAGAACCACUGGGGCACCACCAAUUGGGAAGCAAAAGGGACGAAAGGGUUGA